Molecule: messenger RNA, 2241 nt
Organism: Nelumbo nucifera (sacred lotus)
Lineage: Eukaryota; Viridiplantae; Streptophyta; Magnoliopsida; Proteales; Nelumbonaceae
Product: subtilisin-like protease SBT4.15
Biological process (GO): proteolysis
Molecular function (GO): serine-type endopeptidase activity
Source: RefSeq, a predicted model, not a curated record
AUGAGGAUCUCAGAGAAACUUCUGUUGGCCGUCUUGAUCAAUCUCUGUCUUGUAGCUACGUCAAUUCAUGGCUCCGCCAGCAACACCGGUAGACAGCCAUAUAUAGUGUACAUGGGAGAAGUGCUGGAGCAUGGAUUAGUUCCAGAAGAGCAACACCGCAGCCUGCUUACUGAAAUCAUCGAAGAUGAGAGCAUUGCAAGAGAGUCCAUAUUACACAGCUAUAAGAGGAGUUUUAAUGGGUUCGUGGCCAUGCUGUUGCCACAUGAAGCAAAUCGACUGAUGGAGAGAGAGGAGGUCGUAUCCGUUUUCCCAAACACCAAACUUAAGCUUCACACCACAAGAUCAUGGGAUUUUCUGGGAAUGCCUCUAACAGUAAAUAGGAGCUAUAAAAUUGAGAGAGAAAUCAUAGUGGGUUUGUUGGACACAGGAGUUUAUCCUGAAUCUCCAAGUUUCGAUGACAAAGGGUAUGGGCCUCCUCCGUCUAAAUGGAAGGGUAAAUGCGAAGUAGGUGUUAAUUUCACUGGCUGCAACAAAAAGCUCAUAGGUGCGAGGUCCUACAGCAUUGGACACAAAACUCCCCACCAAUCUCCAGCAGAUACAGAUGGGCAUGGAACACACACCGCAUCUACGAUUGUAGGUUCAGCAGUUAACAAUGCCAGCCUCUACGGGAUAGGCGGAGGGACGGCCCGAGGGGGGGUGUCAUCGGCCCGCCUCGCCAUGUACAAGGUCUGUUGGGACAAUGGAUGCUGGGACUCAGACAUCUUAGCUGCAUUUGAUGAUGCUAUCAGCGAUGGUGUCGACGUGCUCUCCAUUUCUCUUGGUGGUGUUAUUCGUGAUUUCUACAACGAUUCAUUAUCCAUUGGCUCCUUCCAUGCCAUGAAGAAGGGCAUCUUAACUGUUUGCUCCGCUGGAAAUGAAGGGCCCUAUUUGUUAACUGUGUCCAAUCUCGCACCCUGGGUCUUGACUGUUGGCGCUACUGGUAUAGAUAGGCAAUUCAGGGCAGAAGUCAGGCUUGGGAAUGGCAUGAAGACCUCUGGACUAGCCAUUAACACAUAUUCACCAACAAAGCAGAUGUACCCUCUAACGAGUGGCAUCAAAGCAGCCAAUUACAGUGGCCCCGAUGCAUACCCAGAUACGUGUGACUGGGGAAGUUUGGGUGAGAAGCACGUCAAAGGCAAGAUAGUUUACUGUGCCCCGGGAGGUAUAUACCAAGACUAUACAAUCAAAGUAUUGGGUGGUGCAGGGACAAUCAUAGCAGGAUCAGACUUCAAUGACACAGCCUUCACUUUCGUUCUUCCUACCUCCUAUGUUGAUCCUAAGGUCGGCAAUUUGAUUGAUAAAUACAUCAACACCACCAAGAACCCUCAAGCUAUUGUACACAAGAGUAAAGAAGUAAAAGUCAGUGCCCCUUUUGUGGCCUCCUUCUCAUCUCGUGGCCCCAAUUACCUCAGCCCAAGGAUUCUCAAACCGGAUAUCACAGCUCCAGGAGUGGACAUACUGGCCGCUUUUACAAUGUUGGAGUCAAUAACUGGUGAACCACAUGAUAACCGGUUCUCUUUGUUCAACAUAAUAUCGGGCACAUCAAUGUCUUGCCCUCAUGCUGCCGCUGCUGCCGCCUACGUCAAGUCCUUCCAUCCCCACUGGUCCCCGGCGGCAAUCAAGUCUGCCCUGAUGACCACUGCCACCGCAAUGAAGGUUAAAACUCCGGACGCUGAAUUCGCAUAUGGGUCUGGCCAGAUCAACCCAGUGAGAGCGCUCAACCCUGGCCUCGUCUAUGAUCUUCGGGCAAGCUCCUACAUUCGCCUCUUGUGCAGGGAGGGCUACAACGACACCAAACUUCGACUACUCACAGGUUGGAACCAUUUGGAUUGCAGAAAAUUCCAACCAGCGCGUGGCUACGAUGGCAUCAACUACCCAACAAUGACACUUCAACUACACCACCCCACAAAAAAUUAUUCAGCUGUUUUUAAACGAACUGUUAAGAAUGUAGGGACUAAGAACUCAGUUUACAAGGCAAUAGUGAAAUCGCCCAAGGGUCUGUCUGUCUCCGUUUUCCCCAGUACUCUAGCCUUCAACCGGGUGUACCAAAGGAAAUCUUUCAAAGUCGAGCUCAAGGGUGAGCCCCUAAUAAGUAACGGAACUGGACUUAUUUCGGCGUCUCUAGAAUGGAAAGACUCAACUCACAGAGUCAGGAGCCCUAUCGUCGUUUAUAAGGUCUUACCUUACCAGGUAGCUGGUUAG